Aspergillus pseudoviridinutans is the source of this 1242-nucleotide messenger RNA. Its product is annotated as cyclic nucleotide-binding domain-containing protein. Gene Ontology annotation, molecular function: cAMP-dependent protein kinase regulator activity. The record is from RefSeq and is a predicted model, not a curated record. The transcript has a single exon. NCBI's taxonomy places the organism in Eukaryota, Fungi, Ascomycota, Eurotiomycetes, Eurotiales, Aspergillaceae. Bases 1 to 1242 code for a protein of 413 amino acids. Gene Ontology annotation, biological process: regulation of protein phosphorylation. Gene Ontology annotation, cellular component: cAMP-dependent protein kinase complex; nucleus.
AUGGCUGAUAGCUCUUCUUUCCCGGGUACAAACCCGUUCCUUAAGGUCAGCACAAAAGACGACAAGUAUUCUCCGAUUCAGAAGAUAUCCGAGGAGGAAGAAUAUGAGGUGACGUCACCAACCGAUCCCACUUUCCGCAGUGCACACUCCGCCGCUACAGCACCCACAGCUGGAAACACGUUCUCUGGAGGCAAUGACUCCAGUGAAGGGGGUGAAGGAAUACAGUUCAACAGGCCCUUUGAUGUAGGAUUUGGUCAGGGGAGCGAAGGUCAAGGCGAACACCUGGAACCUCCUGGAGGAGCUCGCCCAACGGCAGCCGCCAACCAAGGUUUCCCUAACAACUAUGCGCUGGGCCGUCGUACCUCUGUAUCUGCUGAGUCCCUGAAUCCUACCUCUGCUGGCUCAGAUAGCUGGACGCCCCCAUGCCAUCCCAAGACCGAAGAACAGGUUUCGCGAUUGAAAACGGCUGUGAGCAACAACUUCUUGUUUUCUCACCUGGACGAUGACCAGUUCAAGACUGUACUUGACGCUUUGGUCGAAAAACCCAUUCCUGCAAAAGAUAUCAAGGUGAUUUCCCAGGGGGAUGCCGGUGAUUACUUCUACAUCGUGGAGAAUGGCCACUUCGAUGUCCAUAUCAACCCCGCCGGCUCAGUCCAACCAGGCCCCGAUGGUAUGGGCAACAAGGUCAGCACCAUCGGUCCUGGGGGCUCUUUUGGUGAACUAGCCUUGAUGUACAACGCACCCCGAGCCGCGACUGUUGUCUCGGCAGACCCUAAGAGCACGCUUUGGGCUUUGGACCGCAUCACUUUCCGCCGGAUUCUCAUGGACUCUGCCUUCCAGCGACGCCGCAUGUAUGAGGCUUUCCUGGAAGAGGUGCCAUUGCUUUCUUCUCUCAAACCCUAUGAGCGCGCCAAGAUUGCCGAUGCGCUCGAUGCGAUUAAAUACCCGGCUGGCUCUACGAUCAUCGAGGAGGGCGCUCCAGGCGAUGCUUUUUAUCUGCUCGAGUCCGGGGAGGCGGAAGCUUUCAAGAAGGACGUGGAGGGCCCCGUCAAGUCGUAUAAGAGAGGCGACUUUUUCGGAGAGCUCGCCUUGCUGGACGACAAACCUCGUGCCGCUAGCGUAGUCGCCAAGACCGACGUCAAGGUUGCACGACUUGGUCGCGAUGGGUUCAAACGGUUACUGGGGCCUGUGGAGGAUAUUAUGAGAAGGGCCGAAUACUCGGCGAAGCCUUCGCCCUCAUGA